Molecule: messenger RNA, 2418 nt
Organism: Penaeus indicus
Lineage: Eukaryota; Metazoa; Arthropoda; Malacostraca; Decapoda; Penaeidae
Product: rho guanine nucleotide exchange factor 7-like
Exons: 3
Coding region: 9-386 (125 amino acids)
Cellular component (GO): cytoplasm
Molecular function (GO): guanyl-nucleotide exchange factor activity
Source: RefSeq, a predicted model, not a curated record
UUUGGAGCAUGUCUUGUCUCCGGCCAUCUCCACCCUUACGUCCUGGACUUUCGCCUCGUGAUGAAAAAAGAAGUCAACGGCAUACGAAACGGAAGGAUGACAAGUGGCACGAAGAUGAUGCAUUAAUUCUGCGAGUUAUAGAAGCUUAUUGCACCAGUGCCAAAACCCGUUAUACAGUUAACUCAAUUGACUUGGGUCAGGUGAGUCGGACUUGUGGCACAGGGGGUCUAGAUUGUCGUGGAGUGGGCCAACAACAGCAGCCCCCCAAUUCGCCACCCCCCCUCUCCCCGUUUGGUGAUCUUCGUCUGAAUAAAGGGCAGCGGUCCAACUGGUGCUGUGGCCUUGCCAUUAAAGCUAUCAAGAAAAAUAUAGACUUUGAUUGUUGAGACUGGGAGUGUUUUUUCAGUUUUCAUUGGCAUUUUACUUAUGGAAUGAAUAGGAGAAAGGGAUGGAGAUUGAUAUGGAGGUGAGGUUCACUGUAAUGGUAAUAAGAUGAUGAUAUGUGAUUUAAGGAAAUCCGAGUGGGAAGCCAGAUUUUCCUUUCAUAUGAGAGAUAAUGCUGAGUUUGAAUAAUUUUGGAGCCUUUAAAAUUCUUCAGUAAUUUUUUGGAAUAUGCCAUAACAAGUAAGGCUUUAAAGAAUUUUUACUCCUUACAUAUAUGUAAAUGGAGUUUUUGAGUGAUUCACCCGUACAUGGCUAUUUGGUGAUAAAAUCAAAGAUAGUGCAUGAAAUCUCCAUUUGCAUGUAAUGGGCAUUUUAAAGGAGAAUGAUAAAACAUCAUUCUACACUGUGGCCAGUAUAAAUGAUAUUGCACUCAUCAGUAUUAAAAUGGUUAGUCAAGAAAUAGUCUGUGCUUCAAGCUGUCUUUUACAGUACUUACUUAACCUGUAGACUUCACUGCUGGGAAACUGGUAAACCCCAAAGAGCACAAAAAACAAAUGGAAAAUAAUAGCUUUGUAAUAUGUGUGUGUGUGUGUGUGUGUGUGUGUGUGUGUGUAUGUGUGUGUGUGUGUGUGUGUGUUUGUGUGUGUGUGCAUUUAUGUAUGUAUUUUGCAUAUACAUAAAUACACAUAUACAUAUAUACAUACAUACAUACAUGUAUAUAGGAGAUACCCAGAGGAUUUAAUAGUUGAAAUAAAAAAAAAACAAGUUGUGGAGGACAGUUGAUGGGAAUUAGUGUAAAGUUGAAACAACGUUAUGGUAAUCUUUAAUGUAUAUCCUCCUUACUAUAAUCCAUUCAUGUUAAUCUAUAACUUAUGUCUUAUAUAUAGAAAUAUAUCAAUGCAGAAUAUCUAUGCACUGAGCUUUGACUUCUAAUAACUAUAAAGCAUGUAACCUUCACUCUACUCAGACAAAAGUAACAGUUAGAAAUAAAAACAAACUUUUAGAUGCUCUUGCUGUACAUCUUGUAUAUCACAAGAAAGUAUUGAGCAUACUUGAUCAAGAAUAAAAAAAAGCUGUAUGAUGAAUGUUGUACCUAUAUGCUCAUUAUCAUAUGUAGUUUACAGGUUAACAUCAGGUAUUGAACACAAAACAUAGAAUAUGAACGCAAACCAAGAAGCAUAUAAUUCUAAACUAUAACCAACUGUAUGGGGCUGUACCCAAAAGUUCUUAACUAGAAUCACAGACAUUCUAUGACUAACCCAAAUUACAAUGCCUAUAUAUUUUUUUGCAAAUCAAAGACAUGUAAUAAACUAUUUGCUUUUUGUGGAAUUUGUUUAACAUUCACAUAUGCUCUUGUUAUCUUGAGAGUUCUAUAAGUUGCAUUGUACAUACGGUACACUUACAGUGUUUGAGAUGACUGAUUUUCUUCUUUGGAAUUAUUUAUUAUUUUGUGAAAAAAGUGUCUCAGAUAAGAUCUUUCAUGUGAAAAAUUAGAUGAAGUCAAAAUUCUUCCUCAUUUGUCAGUUCUGACAUUAACCCUUUCUUUACUAAUUUACUUCUUAAAAUGUAAACAAACCAUUAUUCUGCCAUAGUGACCUGACUCUGUCCCCUCUCAUGUGCGAGGGAUAUUGCACACUUUAUCAACUCUUCAGAUUGUUUAUGCUGUGAUUUGUUUUCAUGCUGAUGAUUGCAUAAACCUUAGAAAAGGAGAUUAUAAUUUACCGCAUUGGGAUGAGGAAUAAUCUUAUCUCAGUUGGACAGAUAAGUCAUAGACAUCACAGGAAAAAAGUUUGGGACACUUUUUGUGUGUGUGUGUGUGUGUGUGUGUGUGUGUGUGUGUGUGUGUGUGUGUGUGUGUGUGUGUGUGUGUGUGUGUGUGUGUGUAAAUGUGUGUGUGUGUGUUUAUGUGUGUGUAUAUGUGAAUGUGUGUGUGUGUGUGAAUGUGUGUGUAUGUUUUAAUGUGUGUGUAUGUGUGAAAGUGAAAGUGUGUGAAUGUAUGUGUGUGUUUUUGUGUGUGUGUGUGUCAAUGCAUGU